Molecule: messenger RNA, 177 nt
Organism: Funneliformis mosseae
Lineage: Eukaryota; Fungi; Glomeromycota; Glomeromycetes; Glomerales; Glomeraceae
Source: the annotation of a GenBank genome assembly
AUGGCAAAAUUCAAUAAAGGAGACAAAGUUGGACACGGUAAUAAUAAAGUGGGCUACAUUCUAAAAGUUUUAGGACUGGAUCAAUCUAAUAAACAAUCUUAUGUCGUUGGCGAUUCUCCUACUACCAAGGUUGAUGACGGAACUAUCAUUUCUGAGGAUAAACUUACAGCAAAAUGA